This is a messenger RNA of Penicillium subrubescens, 1056 nucleotides long. RefSeq lists its product as uncharacterized. The record is from RefSeq and is a predicted model, not a curated record. Lineage: Eukaryota; Fungi; Ascomycota; Eurotiomycetes; Eurotiales; Aspergillaceae. The coding region runs from base 1 to 1056 and encodes 351 amino acids. The transcript is spliced from 5 exons.
AUGGCGUGGUCGGAACCUAGGAACACGGGUAUGCAAUACCGCAGGCUGGGGAAUUCGGGUCUCCAUGUCUCGGUUCUAGGCCUCGGGGGGUGGCUCACAUUUGGAGGGCACGUUGAGAAUGAAAAAACCAUUGCUUGCAUGAAGCAGGCCUACGACUGCGGUAUUAACUUUUUCGAUACCGCUGAGAGCUACGCGGAUGGUCAGUCUGAGAUUGUCAUGGGCCAGGCCAUUGAGAAGCUCGGGUGGAAGCGCAACGACAUUGUCGUGAGCACAAAACUCAACUGGGGCGGUGCCAAUGGGGAGGUGCUCGUCAACAACCACGGACUCUCCCGCAAGCACAUCGUCGAGGGCCUCCAGGGGUCUCUGAAGCGUCUCAACCUCGAAUACGUUGAUAUCGUCUACGCCCACAGGCCCGACCGGCUGACUCCGAUGGAGGAGACGGUCCGGGCCUUCAACCACGUCAUUGAGCGCGGUUGGGCUUUUUACUGGGGAACAUCCGAGUGGUCGGCGGACGAGAUUGCCGAGGCCUGUGGCAUCGCCCGUGAGCUGCGCCUGAUCCCCCCAGUGGUCGAGCAGCCACAGUACAAUCUGCUGGCUCGAGAGAAGGUCGAGGGCGAAUUUCAGCGCCUGUACAGCCGGUUUGGCCUCGGCCUGACCGUCUUUAGCCCAAUCAAAAUGGGCUUGCUCAGCGGCAAGUACAACAACUCGCCUGAUCAACCUCCCCCAGGAUCGCGUUUUGCCGAAAGCAACGACAAAUUUAGCAACAUGGUGAGGGACUCGAUGUAUGGUAACGAUGAAUGGAGGCAAACGAUCGCCAAGGUGAUCAAGCUCAAGCCUAUUGCCGAUCAACUCGGGGUCACGCAGUCGCAGCUAGCGCUCGCUUGGUGCCUUAAGAAUGAGCACGUUUCUUCGGUCAUCACGGGUGCAUCGAACCCCCAACAGAUCGUCGAGAACGUCAAGUCACUGCAGGUUCUCGAUAAGCUGACGCCGGAGGUCAUGGCAAACAUUGACGCUAUUGUGGGCAAGAUUGAGCUUGCUCCGGCGAGACAGGACUGA